AUGGAUGGAAAAAAACAUCAUCAGAGUCAGAAGAAAUACAAGUUUUUGAAAAGAACCGUGCAGUUUGUUAUAUCACUUUCUGUAUUUUCUUUCUUUGUGUGGUACUCUUCUGGUUUUUCCAUACUCCCUCAGUCUUUUAAUGCCUACUUCUCCACGUUCCCCUUCUCCAUGCUUACUCGCACUCUUGAAAGGAAAUACAUGUUCCUCAUCUGCAAUGCCAUACUUGCUCUUCUAGCCAAGAGUUCAGUCCUCACUUCCUCUUCACCACCCAUGUCACCUUUUGACUUAGAAUUUCAAGUUUCCACCAAUACAAAGGCACAAGUUUCUGACGUGGCAGUCUUCCCUGUGGGAAGUUUUCGGUGCCUGGAGAAUGCUCCUCUUAUAGCUGAAGAAGAAAUUGGACAAGUGAAAAAGCAAGAAGAAUGCUAUGGACAAGUUUUAGAAGCUGAAGGAGAAGAAGCACGUUGUUUGUGGGAGGGAUGGAAGAAGCAGAUGAAGAAGGAGGGACAAGAAAUGGGGUUAUGGUGA
Molecule: messenger RNA, 528 nt
Organism: Abrus precatorius (Indian licorice)
Lineage: Eukaryota; Viridiplantae; Streptophyta; Magnoliopsida; Fabales; Fabaceae
Exons: 1
Coding region: 1-528 (175 amino acids)
Source: RefSeq, a predicted model, not a curated record